AAAACAGUAGUUGUGAGCUACGUUUCUCAGAGAAUCUUCCCGUUGUCGCCUUAGCAAGUCCACCAGGUGCAGGGAAUACGUGGGUUCGUCAUCUUUUACAACAAGCUACUGGUAUAUACACGGGAUCAGUGUUCCAUGAUGGCCAGUUGUUCAAUAAAGGAUUCAGAGGUGAACGUGAUAACCCAACAUCAGGAAGAACGGUUGUUGUCAAAAUUCAUGAAGGAAGUAACCAAGUAAAUACAACCUUCAAUGCGGCAAUAUUGUUGAUGAGAAAUGUACUUGACUGCUGUAUAUCAGAAAUUAACAGCCGCAAGAGUCGGAGCCACACCGGAGUAGCACACGCAAGAAGUGUUAAGUCACGGGAUAUAGCGAGACAAAUCUCCAGGCUGCAUAACGUCGUCACUUUCUGGUUAACACGAUACAAUGGAUCAUUGUUAAUAGUACACUAUGAGGAUGUCAUGAAAGAUACAAUAGGUGAAGUUACCCGUAUGUUGGAUUUUCUCAAUAUUAGCGAGAAGGAACGUCGAAUGCAUUGUGUGAAAAAAGACAUGGAAGGACAAUUUCACAGACAAGCGAAAAACAACAUUACCAUGAAUGGACUGGACAAUAAAACGAUAGAAAUAUUAAAAAUAGAAUCCAGUUAUAUAUCUGAGCUAAUAUCAAAACAAAAACAACGUUAUGAUUCAUUUACUACAUGA
Saccoglossus kowalevskii is the source of this 698-nucleotide messenger RNA. RefSeq names its product sialate:O-sulfotransferase 1-like. Gene Ontology annotation, molecular function: sulfotransferase activity. Lineage: Eukaryota; Metazoa; Hemichordata; Enteropneusta; Harrimaniidae. The record is from RefSeq and is a predicted model, not a curated record.